AUGGAAACUAUCCGGUCAGACUUGCAGGCCCACCCUCAGGCCUGGCCCUUCAAGGAACCUCUCAACGCUCAGAAGGCGCCGGAUUACUACGAUGUAAUGCGAAAUCCGAUGAAUUUCUUUACCAUGGAGCACAAACUCGAGAAGGGGCAAUAUGCGGAUCUCGACGCGUUCAUUACAGACGCUCAGCUUGUGUUCGACAACGCUAAGGUGUACAACCCCGAGGAUACCAUCUAUUAUAAGGGCGCGGUUAAGAUGGAGCGGGUGCUGAUGGAUCACGUCAUUCGCGUGCGCGAAAUCAGCUGA
Heterobasidion irregulare TC 32-1 is the source of this 303-nucleotide messenger RNA. RefSeq lists its product as uncharacterized. The transcript has 2 exons. Gene Ontology annotation, biological process: chromatin remodeling; positive regulation of transcription by RNA polymerase II. Gene Ontology annotation, cellular component: histone acetyltransferase complex. The record is from RefSeq and is a predicted model, not a curated record. Gene Ontology annotation, molecular function: protein binding; histone H3 acetyltransferase activity. The coding region runs from base 1 to 303 and encodes 100 amino acids. NCBI's taxonomy places the organism in Eukaryota, Fungi, Basidiomycota, Agaricomycetes, Russulales, Bondarzewiaceae.